Messenger RNA from Serpula lacrymans var. lacrymans S7.9, 2165 nucleotides. RefSeq lists its product as uncharacterized. Bases 55 to 1938 code for a protein of 627 amino acids. Gene Ontology annotation, molecular function: acid phosphatase activity. The record is from RefSeq and is a predicted model, not a curated record. Lineage: Eukaryota; Fungi; Basidiomycota; Agaricomycetes; Boletales; Serpulaceae. The transcript has 15 exons.
GACAUCGUUGCAUUUCGUGAACACGCAUUCUCUCUUCAGUCUUAUCAGUGCCCGAUGUCUCAAAACAAAGACAUCGAGGGCGGGUUGGUGUACAAUGGGUACGAGAGCGCUCGUGAUCCUGAUUCUGAGCGCGAAGCACUUUUGCCAGCCUCCAGCGAGACUGACGCGGCCGUCCCAGUUGCUCUCUAUUCGCCCUCUCAGUCUCGUUUCAAUUUGCUACACCUAAGCUCUGCUUUUGCUGCAGGUGCCAUCUUAUGCCUGCUUGCUCAACUCGCCGUAUUAGGGCCCGGUUGCUUCUCUCCUCGUAGUCCAGUCGAUUGUCCAGCCAACGAGUCUUACGUAUAUGCUGCUCCUUAUGCUGGCUCAACCGAAGUAGACAACUAUCCUCCUCCUUCGCCUACCAACGCCUUUCCUUCGCUUUUCCCCACCGGUGUUGGAUAUGCCGGUGCCACUCCCACCGGUGCCGAGCCAGCACUAAUUGUUACUGGUGCAGCAUACCCUUUGCACACUGGUGCCGCACAGCUUGUCGCACCAUCCCACUUCCACAAGUCGGAUGAGUCCGAAACUGAGUCCAGGAAAGAGAAAGACUUCGAUAUUUUCAGAAAGUGGGGUAAUCUGUCGCCGUGGUACAGUGUCAAGAAGGGAGCUUUCGGUGUCGACUCUGGCCCUGAGCCUCCAGAAACUUGUAGGAUCACUGGCUUGCAUCUUUUGCACCGCCACGGUGCCCGUUAUCCUACAGCUUGGGCUUCUUACGGUGGACCUUCCAAGUUUGCUGGUCGUUUGCAUGACGCAGCUGAAAACUGGCACGCAACUGGAAAACUUUCUUUUAUAAAUGACUGGACAUACAAACUCGGUGAAGAAGUUUUGACGCCAUUUGGACGACAGCAACUUUUUGACCUUGGUGUCUCUAUGCGCCUGAAAUAUGGAUUCUUGUUAAAGAACUUCACCGACUCUAACACCAUCCCCGUUUUCCGGACAGAAUCUCAGGAUCGUAUGCUAGCUUCUGCCAUGAAUUUUGCAAUAGGCUUUUUUGGCUAUCCUUUCGAGGGCCAAUAUCAGCAAACCAUCACGAUUGAGGCUCCUGGGUAUAACAACACUUUUGCACCAUACGAAACUUGCCCGAAUGCCCGAAACCCGUCCAAAGCUGAUCGUGCUUUGCCUUAUCUUCAAGAAUGGACUUCUAUCUAUCUUCGUCACGCGCGUCAUCGUCUGCAACACCAUUUGCAUGGUUUCGAUUUGUCGUACGAAGAUGUCUAUACCAUGCAACAGAUGUGCGCAUAUGAGACUGUAGCACUCGGCUUUUCAAAGUACUGUGAGCUUUUUACUCAAGAGGAAUGGGAAGGAUUCAACUAUGCUAUGGAUAUUAUCUUUUGGUACGAUUCAGCUUUUGGUUCUCCCGUAGCCAGAGCGCAAGGUGUGGGAUACAUCCAAGAGCUUGUAUCCAGACUCACGGAAACGCCAAUCGAAACUCACAACUCUUCUACAAACUCGACGCUUCAUGACCCGAUCACGUUCCCCUUAGGGAAUAGCUUGUAUGUUGAUGCUACGCAUGAAGUAGUAGUCUUGAAUGUAAUCACUGCCCUCAACUUGUCCACGUUUGCUGCUGCUGGACCCUUGCCAGCUGAUCAUAUUCCCAAGAAACGGUCCUUCAGGACUUCUGAGCUGGCACCAUUUGCUACCAAUAUCCAGUUCCAAUUACUGUCUUGCACGUCCGAGCCAGACCCACAAAUACGCAUUAUCAUCAACGACGGUGUCGCUCCACUUACAGGUAUCAAAGGUUGCCCGGAGCAACGAGAUGGGAUGUGUUCCGUCAAUGCCUUUGUUGAGGGACAGAAGGAAAUCAUCAGGACGACAGACUGGAUACAUGACUGCCAUGGAGAUUGGGCAGUUCCAGCUGGUCCUUUGUGGGAGACUACCACUGGUGACGCUCCGAAAUGAUAAGACGCGGCCAGUGAUUAUGGUAGAAAUGGCCUGCAUAAUUUACGUUGAGUCGUCGCCGUAUAUAAAUCAUAUCACGAUCUUGUCACCUAUCACGUGUCCCCAGUGAGAUAGCGAAUGUUGAACACGGGACCUUGACGUGAUCUUUAUGUGGCACGUAUACUUCUAUCUGUGCUAAUAUUAUAUAUCUCAGCCUUGUGCACACACCUUCAGCCAAGGUUUUAUGU